CGAUACGCCGCGCGUAUUGAAUUUGCAAUAUGCCUAGAAAACUUACGAUCGCAUUAUUCAUCGCAAUCUUGUUCGGGAAUUCCGCAGCGCGAAAAAGUGAAGAAAAAUGCAAGGAAUACGCCGAUUUGGUUUACGAGAUCGAAGAUUCGCCGACAUUGCGUAUCAAUGCUGGCGCGAAUAAAGUUUCUCGCUGUGCAAUCGUCGAGACACCUCUAAUCAUCGGCGGAGUUCAAGCGAAGCACGCGGAAUUUCCACAUAUGGCGGUGAUCGGUUUUGGCAAGACUGACGUGUCCUGGCAGUGUGGAGGAAGCAUCAUCUCCGAGAAUUUUAUCCUGACCGCGGCGCAUUGUAUGGAAUCCCCGGACAAUGGUCCCGCAAGCAAAGUGCGUGUCGGUUUGAUUAAUCUGAUAACUCCGGACGAUUCCAUGCAGGAGAGGGACGUCGUGGAGAGAAUCAAGUAUCCAGAUUACAAGUUCUCGGUCAGGUAUCACGAUAUAGCGUUACUCAAACUUGACCGACCGUUGGAAUUGAAUCCUCGAGUACGUCCCGCGUGUCUCGAGAUAAACUCCCAGAUACCGGGCAAGAGCGCUAUCGCUUCUGGAUUUGGCAAAACGUCUUACGAAUCUAACGUCGGUAGCAAUGACCUGAUGAAAGUCCAAUUGAAUUACAUUUCCGAAGAUGAAUGUAAAAAGGCUUACAUCGAGGAUAUUGGUACUCGGAAGCUGCCCGAUGGCUUGAUAUCGAGCUUACUUUGUGCUGGCAUAAUGGAAGGUGGUAAAGAUACCUGCCAGGGUGACAGUGGUGGUCCGUUGCAAAGAGUUCUUGCGAAUCCUUAUUGCAUGUAUAGCGUCGUAGGUGUGACAAGCUUCGGAAAGUUCUGCGCCUUUAAAUCUUCACCCGCGAUAUAUACUCGAGUUAGCUCUUAUCUCGAUUGGAUAGAGAGUAUCGUUUGGCCAUGAAACUCAGACACAGAAACUACCUACUUAAUGCUUAUAUGCUAAUUUUCAAUUUUAUUUUCAACAUUUUUGAAGAAUAAUCGACGAAGGAUGCUCAUGUGUAGUUAUCGGGAUUGAUGAGAAUUAAGGAAUAAUUAAAAUAAAAAUGACAAACAACAUAUAUAUUACAAUCAUCGGUGUAAUUUUUAUUGCAAAAAAGAUAAUAGUUAUUCAUUGAUAUUUACAAUGCGAUUUCCAAAUGUAUGUAUAUACGUACAAUCCAGUGUAAUAAACAUCUGCAACUUGUGCAUUUCAUACAGAGAAGUAUAUUCUAAUUAAUAACAAUCAACGAUGAUAAAAUGUAUAUAAUAGAUAAUGACUAAUAUGAUCUCUGUUAAAAAUAGAAUAAUAUUCAAUAUUCAAUCCACACAAUUCGGAUAAAAGAGGGUAAAAACAACGCGAGAAACGUUACAACAUUAACUUUAACAGUUGUUAUAGUAUGUCCAGUAUAUAUUGGAGGAUAUACAUUAUUAAAAAUUAUUAAAUAUUACAAGAUAAAUAAGAGUACGGAAAACGAGGAUUUACGUUUAAAACAAUCUACGGAGACGUGAUCUGCUUAUUAAAAGGAAUCUUGAUAAUCGUCCAGUGAGAUAAGAGAUGCUUAAAAUUUCCAUCGAUACACAAUUAAAAUCCUUAUAAUGAAUACGUAUAUUAUUUACAUUAU
Molecule: messenger RNA, 1659 nt
Organism: Pogonomyrmex barbatus (red harvester ant)
Lineage: Eukaryota; Metazoa; Arthropoda; Insecta; Hymenoptera; Formicidae
Product: serine protease snk-like
Biological process (GO): proteolysis
Molecular function (GO): serine-type endopeptidase activity
Source: RefSeq, a predicted model, not a curated record